AUGGAAAGCGUCAAGAUCUCCUUCAGCUCGAUCGUCUGUACGGAGCACACGCGCAUCGACGGCGACGUGACCAUUGGCCUGAAGAAUGUGAUCCACCCGACGGCGACCAUUCUCGCCGAGGCGGGGCCCAUCGUCAUCGGCGACUUCAACCUGAUCGAGGAGAAUGUGACCAUCGUCAAUCGGACGCCCGGCGUCACCAUGGUCAUCGGCAAUCACAACGUCUUCGAGGUGGGCGCCCGCUCCGAGGCGCCCGUCGUCGGUGACCACAACGUCUUCGAGUCGAAGGCGACGGUGGGGCCGCUGACGCGGCUGAGCACCGGCUGCGUCGUGGGCGCCAUGUGCGCCGUCAACUACGACGAGCUGCUGCCGGAGAACACCGUCAUCUUCGGGUCGGGCUGCGAGCGGCGGACGCAGAUGGAGAAGCCCAACUCGCAGCUCUCGCAGAUUGACUUUCUCGGGAAGAUCCUCCCCAACUACCAGCGCAUCGAGCGGCCCAACCACCGGCUGCCGGCGAAUCUGCAGUCGCCCACGACGCCCACCUCCUCAUGA
Rhagoletis zephyria (snowberry fruit fly) is the source of this 549-nucleotide messenger RNA. The record is from RefSeq and is a predicted model, not a curated record. NCBI's taxonomy places the organism in Eukaryota, Metazoa, Arthropoda, Insecta, Diptera, Tephritidae.